Molecule: messenger RNA, 4454 nt
Organism: Daphnia carinata
Lineage: Eukaryota; Metazoa; Arthropoda; Branchiopoda; Diplostraca; Daphniidae
Product: nidogen-like
Exons: 24
Coding region: 61-4179 (1372 amino acids)
Biological process (GO): cell-matrix adhesion
Molecular function (GO): calcium ion binding
Source: RefSeq, a predicted model, not a curated record
UUUUGUGGAUGGUAUGGCCAGUUGUCGAGCAUCUUCAGACACGCUCGUGAGCCCGUCAUCAUGUCUUUACGAAGACACAGCGCUUCGUUAGUUGUGUUUUUACUUUGUUUUCUCUCUUUGAAUACUCUAAUCGUUUCAGCAUUCUCCAAGUCCGAAUUACUAUUUCCCUACGGUGCAGUGGUUUCUGAUCGACGACUGGACAAUGAUACCGACGAUUUCAAUAGUAUCGAAGUUCAAUUGACAACGCCAGUGGUGUUUUACGACCAAAUCUACAACUCUAUAUACGUCAAUGAAAAUGGAUUGGUGUCAUUUUUGACGGAGAUAGCCAACUUUUUUAGUAUUCCAUUUCCACUAGACUACCCUACUAUAGCUCCAUUAUAUUCAGACGUCGAUAUUCGAGCCAGAGGAGCUGUAUGGUAUAGGGAAACACGCGAUUCGCUGGACAUCAAACGCGCCUCUGUUUUGGUGCAAAAACACUUCACAUCUGGACGAGGGUUUGAAGCCAAGGACUUGUUUAUCGUCACUUGGGAUGACGUCGGCUUUUUCGAUCGAGGAAACGAUAAGGGCAACACUUUCCAGCUUGUGAUAGCUUCCGACAACCAAGAAUCCUUCACUUUGUUUGCCUAUCCGGAUAAAGGCAUCCAGUGGAUACAAGGAAUCGGUAAAAAUCCAAAUCUCCCAGACGCUAGGGCACAGACUGGAUUUGUUUCUGGAGAUGGCCGAUUCUAUGUCCUUAAAGGUUCCGGUUCGGAUCAAGUUUCCAACUUAAAUAAAUUAUCAAAUAUUGGAGUUCCUGGCGUGUGGAUGUUUCGUGUUGGAAAACUCGGCCAGACCGGCGAAGUUGAAUCGCCUGAUUUAGCUACUGGAGACACUACACUACAACAACCACAAGGAGCUGAAACAUGUGCGGUAGGAUCGGCCCUUUGUCACAGCAAAGCUAUAUGCGUUGACUAUAAUCCGGGAUUCUGUUGCCAAUGUUCUUCUGGUUUCGUUGGAAAUGGUAGAAAUUGCUUGACGGAAGGGAUUCCACAACGAAUUAACGGCAAAGUCAGCGGCAAAAUCAAUGGUCUUAGCUUCCAGGACGAAGAUCUCCACUCGUACGUCGUUACCAGCGAUGGCCGUGCCUACACUGCAGUGUCCAAGAUGAACGAGAGCAUUGGCUUUGAUUUGCAACCUCUCUCCAUGCUUGGUGGAGUAGUUGGCUGGUUAUUUGCACGUUCCACUUCCACUUCCGCCCCCAACGGUUACCAACUUACAGGAGGGAAGUUCAAUUUCACAACGACAAUGGAUUUCCCGCAAUCCGGUCACCGUGUCGUCAUCGAACAACGGUUCCAUGGCGUAGAUGUGUUCAACUAUUUACGGAUGAGCAUUCACGUGUUCGGAACAGUUCCUUCUAUUCCGCAUGGCUCUAAAAUAGAAAUCUCUGAUUACGAAGAAGAACAUCACAAAACGGGAUUAGGUGAAUUCAGGUCAGCGAGUCGGCGAGCGUUUCGCAUCGAAGGUUCAAGUCUGGACAUUCCAUUCAGUGUCGAUCACGUCAUUCACUUCGAAGAGUGCCCGUUCGCGUCGCUCGACAAUAGAACAAUACUGAAGCUAAAAGUAGCAAGAAAUUUCGUCACGUACGAUGCUCGUGAACUCAUCGUUCGUUUUGCUAUGACAACCAAAAUUUCACCUCUACAAGAGACGGAGGAUCCUUGCGUCAAAGGACAGGCCUCGUGUGUUCCUAACAGUAUCUGUAUCGCGGACAAAGACACAUUCCGAUGCGUUUGCAGUAAAGGAUACGAAUACUAUUACGAAGAGGGCAAAGCGGAAUCAUCAUGUGUAGAUGUUAAUGAGUGUAAUAUAGGCACGGAUCGAUGCGACGAGAACGCGCUCUGUUUCAAUGAACCAGGCGGUUACCAGUGUCGCUGUAAAGCCGGAUACAACGGCGACGGAUUCAAUUGUCAGAAGGAGACACCUUGCUCGCGUGUCCGUUGUUCCGCUAACUCGCUAUGCGUUGAGAAUGCCCAAGGACAUCCAGAGUGUCGUUGCAUUCCUGGAUUCAAGGAAAUCGAAAAUCAAUGUCAGCCUAUUAGCUCACCGAACAUGACUACUGAUUGUCAACAAGAAGACAAAUGUGACAUCAACGCUCAAUGUAUCUAUAACAGCCAAGCUGACCGUUAUGUGUGUCAGUGCUUGAGUGGAUUCCGUGGCGAUGGUCUGAUGUGCGUCCUUUCAUCGGAAUCUUGCGAACACGCUGCCAAUUGCAGUCCGUAUGCUACAUGUACGCACAACGAAGUACUUAACAGUUACCAGUGCAUAUGUCUUCCCGGUUUUGAAGGCGAUGGGUACGAAUGUGUGCGGCCCACUUGCAUUCUCGGCGUUUGCUGGUGCCCUGAUGGUUACCUGUACGUCAACGAUAAAUGUGAACGCUCCGUUAUCAGCGGAGAAGCCCCCGUUUCUUGCAACGAGGUAAACAUAUGCCACUCAAACGCUCGUUGCGUUUUGUCUACCGCCAACUCCACCAGUCCGGAAGAACAGUAUACUUGUCAGUGCAAUGAUGGCUACGUAGGAGAUGGUUUCCAGUGCGCUAUGGAGAUCGGUUUGCCAAUCGUCUCGACUGAGACACCGUCUGGUUGCGAUGUCAGCGGUUGCGGUCCAGACGCCACGUGUGUCUACGAUGACGAAGCGCUCCAAUCGGUUUGCGUUUGCAAUGACGGCUACCGCGGCGACGGCCUUUUCUGCACUCCCAUCGAUGGAUGUAGCGCUUUAUCUGACUGCGAUAUCAACGCCCAAUGUUUAUUUAGCAACAGAGAUCAACGUUUCCAAUGCGAAUGUAAUCAAGGAUAUUUUGGAGACGGAAAAAGCUGUUAUCGUGCAGAACAAAUUGCUGAAGAAGAAGAAGAAGAAGAAGAACCCGGUUGUAAUGAAGUGAAUAACUGUCACGUUAAUGCAGCCUGUGUCACUGAUGAAUCGAGCGCCAGAUAUGUAUGCAUUUGUCGUUCAGGCUUUAAUGGUAACGGCUUUCACUGCGAACCCAGUGUCAUCGGUUGUAACGUCAUCAAUAAUUGCCAUCGUGAUGCUCAGUGCCUCUACGAUCCCGAAUCCAUUGGCUAUAGAUGCAAAUGCAAAGAGGGUUUUACUGGUAGUGGAACUACCUGUCGGCCUCUUGAAUCGUGUGUCGAUAACGAAAGCAUCUGUCAUGCGAAUGCCCUUUGUGCGUGGAACACGGAGGGUUACUAUGGCUGCCGUUGUCGCGAAGGUUUCAGAGGCGAUGGUUAUCAAUGCCAAGUUAUACCUAAACAUGAGGGCAAAUUCUUGUUGAUCAGUCACGGUAUGUCCAUUUUACGCGUCCCAGUCCAACCGUCACCGACAAAGCCCGGACGGCCAAUUUUCGUUCAAAUAUUCCAGGCAGCCGUUGGUAUCGAUAUCGACUGUCAUGAAGGCAAGGUUUAUUGGAGCGAUGUCAACGGACGGAUUAUCACAAGUGCAGCGUACAACGGAUCAAACUCCAAAGUCUUCCUUAAUUCUGAUAUUGGGUCACCUGAAGGCAUCGCUAUUGACUGGGCAUCGAGAAACAUGUAUUGGACUGAUUCGAUGCGAGACACGGUGGAGGUGGCCAAUUUGGAUUCGAAAAUUCGACGUGUUCUUUUCAAUACCAAUUUAAUCAAUCCUCGUGGCAUCGCGGUUCAUCCUUCUCGUGGCCUACUUUUCUGGAGUGAUUGGGACCGUGCAAACCCUAAAAUCGAACGCGCCAAUGCCGACGGGACGGAUCGUCGCAGCGACUUUAUUACCACCUCUCUACAGUUACCUAAUUCGCUAACUAUCGAUUACGAAAACGAAGAAAUUUGCUGGGCCGAUGCAGGUGUUCGCAGAAUUGAAUGUGCAAAUUUAGAGGGUGGUAAUCGUCGAGUAAUAAGCUCCGACGUCAAAUACCCGUUUGGCCUUACUCACUACGGACAACGCCUUUUCUGGACGGAUUGGGAAGAGAAAACUAUCAAAAGUGCUUCAAAAGAUGAGAACGACACUGACAACAUAUCCUUGCAAGUGCCACUCGGCGGACAAGGAAAGCUGUAUGGAAUUGUUGCUGUUCCGGAAACAUGUCCUAGAGUUCAAUCAACGUGUCAGAUUGCCUCUGGAGGAUGCAAUGCGGAGCAAAUUUGUCUGCCCAACGGGACGAAUGGCAGGACCUGUCUUUAACAAUUAAUCCCGAGAUUUUUGUUUUAACUCAAUAUCAUUUCAGAGAGGUGAGAGGGAAAGUUCAUUUUUUUUUUCUAUCGAGAUGUAACCAUGUAACAUACACCCUCAAGUGAAACAUGACUAUGGUCACGAUAGGCGUCUUACAAAAUUAAAAAUUCUUGCCAAUUUCAUUGAAAAGGAAGCAAGUUACCAUGGCAAUAGUAAUGAGUGAUGAUGAUGUUGAAUGUCUACCAUUAUCAAAGUGUGCGUAUAAUAUUACACAAUCUCUGAAUUUC